Molecule: messenger RNA, 564 nt
Organism: Brassica oleracea var. oleracea
Lineage: Eukaryota; Viridiplantae; Streptophyta; Magnoliopsida; Brassicales; Brassicaceae
Exons: 1
Coding region: 1-564 (187 amino acids)
Molecular function (GO): nucleic acid binding
Source: RefSeq, a predicted model, not a curated record
AUGGUCUGUUAUUUGAGAAAAUCCGUCUCUCUCCAUCUGCUAUUGUCAACAAGGCUGAGGAGGAAGCUUGUUCCUGGUUCACUGCAAACCACUCAGUUCAGAAUGCACCACAAAACCAUCAUUUCGAGUCCCCUCACCCUAUCCAGAGACAGGUUCCAGUUCAUCUUCGAGAGGGAGGAGGAUCUACUGACAGUGCUGAAGGACAGACCAUGGUCAUACAACCACUGGACCAUGGUGUUAGAGCGUUGGAAUCCGAAUCCCCCAAAGGAUUUCUUAACAAGUUUCGAAGUUUGGAUACACAUACGCAAUAUACCGGUCAUCUACUACACCACUGAUACCAUGUAUGAGCUGGCAUCCAAGAUUGGUAAGGUGGAGGAGAUUGCCUACGAUCCAAAAGUCUCUCAUAAGACAGAGUAUGUGAGAGCGAAGAUAACUUUCAACACUGAGAGCCCAGCCCUGGACGCUAAGAACCUUAUUAUCCCUUCUGAUGAAACGGUCAUGAUACAUUAUGAGUAUGAAAAAGUCCACAAAAAAAUGCUUCCAUUGCCUCAGGCUCACGCAUGA